AUAAUAAUAAUAUUUGCAGCAGGGACAGAUUUCUACAACACGCCAAGAAAUCCAGGGAUAAAGUUCCACACGUCUGCUGUCAUCUACAGUAACCAGCCAGUACUGCAGCUGAUCUGGCUGUCUCAAUAAAGUUGUUGUUGUUGCCAUGGAUGGGAGCCUCAUGGUGUCAGGAAGUGGUGAUCUCUCCUCCCUGAUCUGAGCACAGAAGGAGUCACAGAGCACACUGACAUCUCUACAGCCAUCCUGCAGUGUGCACGGCUCUUCCCUGACUGUUAUCGUUGAUCUCCUCAGGAGCCUUCUGUCUUUCUUCCUGGGAAUGACCUAAACUUCAGCAGCAGAAAUGCCGAAAUGCGUAGUGAGGAGAUGUCCUCAUCGAACUGGAGAAAAGUCUAUGUUCCCUCAGAUCGUUCUUCACCCGUUUCCCAAGAACAUUCUGCUUAUCAAAGACUGGCUUCGCUUGGCGGGAAUGCAAGAAGAAAACUUGGAGAUCGUCUCUUUAGAGAUCCUGGGGGACAGACGGUCAGACAAGUAUAGAAUGUGCUCGGCGCACUUUACGCAAGAUUCCUAUGUUUUAAAAGGGUCGAAACGAGUCCUUAAAGCCGAUGCCAAGCCGAGUACAUUCCCAGAAAUCUCGUCGCUGGAUUUUGCACAUCCGCCAAUGAUGCAUAAAAUCGCUCAACGAGCGCGGAUAGGAAAGAGCGUGGCCAUCCCCGCAGACGAUCGACCUGUAAAGGCAAAGUGCAAAUGCAAAUGUCACGCGGGGCCCAAACCGAAGCUUGUCGAUUCAAGUACUCAAACCGAGGAGUCUGAUUCUCUCAUCCUUGAGUCUGUUGAUCCAUACCGCAGACUAACCAACCAUCAGAACGUUGACGUGGACCUUGGCUAUUCUCAAGCUUUAUGUCAAGAACAUCCCACAGCAGAAGAAACCAUGGCCAUCAAGGUACCACCAUCUCCUAAUAGAAUCCCCGUCAAGAAAUGGGAAGUGACUGACUUUCCAAUCCUGGGAGAAAAAAAACACAACGACAACGUCUCUCUAAAUUCCGAGGCCACGAGAUCCUAUAAAGGUGAAGACCUGAUCACGAGCGAGGAGCCCUCCUUUGAAAUAAUAACCGUUGAAGACUGGGAGGCCACCGAGAUCCAAACCAAGCAAGAGAGUUUCCAAAAUGGAAAUGGCUUUCUGCAUUUGGGGGAAAUGGACUCGGAAAACGGAAGGAAUACCGAGAUCGCGCCGUCAUUCCGUACAGUGUCCAACCAGAAAAGGGCGGAUCACGUCACCGAAGGAAAGAAAGAGUUUAUUGGAAAUGGAAAUGGCUUUCUGCAUUUGGGGGAAAUGGACUCGGAAAGCGGAAGGAAUACCGAGAUCGCGCCGCCAUUUCAUACAGUGUCCAACCGGAAAAGGGGGGAUCACGUUACCGAAGGAAAGAAAGAGUUUAUUGAAAAUGGCAGUUGGCCAUUGGAUAAGCCAAGCCACGCGACAGUUGUGCCGUCCUUCGGCAAGAGUCCUUUUACAAAGAAGGAAGGCGAAAAAGAUAAAGUAAAGAAACCAGACCCCCUUACGAGUUCGCUGAUUGAGAGUUCAGCGGGUGACCUUUCCAACGCAACAAAAGCCAAAAGAAGAAAAAAUGGCCAAGAGGCUAUUUUGUCUGACCCAUUAAACCCUUCAUCCGACGAGGAGAAUACGGGGCCUUCUACAUCGCCCUUGUCACUGGAGGAGAAGUACGCCAAGGAGAAGAAGUACCUCGUAUUCGAAUCGUGCCUUGACGUCCUUCUGCUCAACAUGCGUUGCCAACAAGAGGAUUGCUCAGAAAAGAUACAACGAUAUGACAAGCACGCCGUGGGCUCCUUGUUGGUGGUCUUCGCCACGUGCCGCAGGGGCCACCAUUGCAAGCUUUGGGAAAGUCAACCUCGCGUGAACGGAGUUGGCGCCGGAAAUGUUUUGCUGGCGACGAUGCUCGUACUGACUGGCUCAAGUUUUACAAAAAUCAAGGGACUGUGUGACAUCAUAGCUCUGCAGAUCUUUUCAGAAUCCUCUUUCCAUAAGUACGAAGAUACGUUCAUCUUUCCUAGUAUUGACCAGUGGAUACGAGAAGAAGACGAAUCUGAAAUGAUGUGCGCAACCGAGGAAGAAGACGCCGUUUUAGACAGAAGACGGUCCGUGUGACAGAAAACGGGACUGUUGAAUGUCAUCGUGACGGAGGUCGCGGGUAACAACGUUUUGCCGCGUACACACGCGAUCGGAAUUUACGACAACAAAUGUUCGAUGGGAGCUGCGUCGGAAUUGUGUACCUACGCUCGGAAUUUACAAGAACGUAUUUUGUUG
Messenger RNA from Rana temporaria (common frog), 2320 nucleotides. RefSeq lists its product as uncharacterized. The transcript is spliced from 3 exons. Bases 341 to 2161 code for a protein of 606 amino acids. The record is from RefSeq and is a predicted model, not a curated record. Lineage: Eukaryota; Metazoa; Chordata; Amphibia; Anura; Ranidae.